AUGGAGCGUCAUUAUAUGCGUAUUGGAGAACGUAAGCUUUCUCCCAACAACAUUGUCUUUAUGUGAACUAUGUAAACCUAUUCCUAUCGCCGACCUGCCUUCACUUCCGCCGCUAGUCUGGAAUGCACGUUCAGAACUCUAUGUUCACCAGUUUCACAGCCCACCUGAGGAAGUUUUUCAAGAGUCACACGGAUGGCCGUAUCAUAAAAGUCUAGAAGAUCUUCAAGCUUCAGCUGAGAUGUGUGAUCUCUGCAAGUUGAUUUUGGUACAAGCAGACCAUCUUAUCGCAGAGUUUGAGGGGCUGAAUAAGUCCAAUCUCAUUCGACAAAAUAGCCCAUCAUUUGAUCUUUGGCUUACCAAGCGGCGACACGGCGGCGAUGGCUUCUGGGUGUUUACUAGCGGAACACCAAGGCUGAUUAAUCGCCAUGUGACCUUCUUUUUGGUGGCUGCUGUUGGAAUUUGUGUCGCUGAAGGUUAG
Messenger RNA from Hymenoscyphus albidus, 478 nucleotides. NCBI's taxonomy places the organism in Eukaryota, Fungi, Ascomycota, Leotiomycetes, Helotiales, Helotiaceae. The record is from the annotation of a GenBank genome assembly.